AUGAACCCCGCCAUCACCAACCUCGCCGUCUCGCUCGGCGCGAUGCAGAUCGCCCGUCGUCUCCCCACCGACGACCCCCAGGUCGUCAUGUACCUCCGUGCCGGCUACGUUGGUGCCCAGGCCCUCUCGUUCCUCAUCUACUACUACGUUACGAUGAAGAUCCGUUCCAAGAACGACCUCACCGUCAUCAAGUACGUCCAGCCCAAGUCGCCCAUGAACCCCGACGCCAAGGACGAGCUCGUGACCACCACUGUCCGCGACUACGACCUCGCCGAGACCGGCAAGGCCAUGAAGGCUCUCUUCACCGGCAUGGCCUUCAUGGCCUUCCUCCACCUGUACAUGGGCUACAUCCCUCCUCUCUUCGUGCAGGGCAUCACCACCCUCAAGGGCGUGCUCGAGUCGAACGAGGCCAAGCUCCACAUCUGGGGCCAGAAGGCCGAGGGCCCCCUCGCCCGCCCCUUCAAGACUGCCCCCGGUCUCAUGGAGCAGUUCACCGGCGGCGCCUCGGGCCCCCAGACCGACGCUGCCUCCAUCAAGGCCGCCGAGAAGGCCGGUGGCAAGUCGCAGUAA
Messenger RNA from Apiotrichum porosum, 570 nucleotides. RefSeq lists its product as uncharacterized. The transcript is spliced from 5 exons. The coding region runs from base 1 to 570 and encodes 189 amino acids. Lineage: Eukaryota; Fungi; Basidiomycota; Tremellomycetes; Trichosporonales; Trichosporonaceae. Gene Ontology annotation, biological process: protein targeting to ER. Gene Ontology annotation, cellular component: endoplasmic reticulum; mitochondrion. The record is from RefSeq and is a predicted model, not a curated record.